Messenger RNA from Sungouiella intermedia, 1692 nucleotides. The record is from the annotation of a GenBank genome assembly. Lineage: Eukaryota; Fungi; Ascomycota; Pichiomycetes; Serinales; Metschnikowiaceae.
AUGGCAUUCAUGCUGUCACUAUUAUACCGUCAAUCGGUGCCCAUAUUGUUAGGUUGCGAUCUCAUGGGAUCUCUACGGUCUCUCCACACAGAUGCCCUAAUCAGAGGUAGUAGCGGAGGCAUUGGAUUGCGGAACGGCAGGGUUUUGUCAUUUAAGGAAGUGAAAACUUGUAAACUACCGCAAACAUCCCGGUUGGAUAACGUUCGCUCAGCCGGUUCGCCGAUUUUGCGCCGAAGCCUUCAUUGGAUGUCUGGCCUGUGUGAUUUGAAAUCUCACGCUAAGAAGUACACUACUGGCCAGAAAAACCUCCACCUGUCGUCGAGCCUAUCCACUAGCAAAGUCACGGAAACUACCAAGGAUAUACCUAGUUCACAUAAUUUAGAUCAUAUAUCCGGUCAGAAUUUGAAAAUGGACGAACCCCAUUCACAUUCCCAUGGUGGGACUAUCUCACACAACUCGAAUGAACAAGUCAACACCAAUGAUCAGAUCAACCACAACGACCAUAACAGCCACUCGCAUUCGCAUGCUCAAGCACACUCGCAUUCUCAUAGUGACGAUCACGCUCAUACUCACUCUCUACUCCACUCUCACUCUCAUGGGCCCAAUGAGCUUUUGAGUAAAGGUUUCACCACCAAUCCAGCAGUGAGAAUCACCUGGAUAGGACUCUUAGUGAAUGUUGGCAUGGCAGGAACUAAGGCAGUAGGAGGUGUAUACUUCCACUCCCAGGCGUUAAUUGCAGAUGCCAUCCACUCGCUUUCAGAUAUGAUUGCUGAUUUCUUGACAUUGGCGACAGUCAACGUCUCGCUGAAGGAGGGCUCACCUACCAGAUUCCCCUUGGGAUACGGCAAAAUUGAGUCGGUGGGAACCUUCCUUGUCAGCGGGGUGUUGCUAUUCGCUGGCUUUACCGUGGGUUGGUCCUCACUUCUCCAGAUUUUCGAGUAUGUCUUGCCUUCCCACAUAUACGACUACUUGCUGGUUCUCCAAGUCCACUCACAUUCCCACAGCUUUGGUGCCGAGGCUCACACUAACCAUUCUCAUUCACACUCCCACGCUCCGGUAGCUGAGGCUGACGUCCAAGUAACCAAGCAGCCUCCUAACAUCAACGCUGCAUGGCUUGCUUUGGCCUCCAUUGGUGUGAAGGAACUCUUAUAUAAACAGACCAUGAAGGUUGCUUUGGCUACUCAUUCUAAGGUUCUAGUGGCAAACGCAUGGCAUCAUCGUGUGGACUCGUUGACUGCAGCUGUGGCUUUCCUCACGGUCACAAGUGGCUAUCUUUUCGGAGUAGUAUGGCUUGAUGCUGUUGGAGGAUUGCUUGUUUCGAUGUUGAUCAUUCAUGCUGGCUUUGGCACAUUCAAGGAUGCAUGGUUCGAGUUAGUAGACAGAGGUGUCCCGGAGAAGGCGGAACAAUACGCAAAUGUCAAACUGAUGAUCGAGGAAGAAAUGGAAAAUGUGGCCAAUGUCACUGGUAACCAAUUGCUAGUGGUGGAUCUUUCUGUAUUGAAUGCGGGUGCCAGAUCAAAUGUAGUGGUCAAGUUGAGCACACCACAGAAUCUUUCGCUCGAAACCAUGAAUAAAUUGGAGUUUGAUUUGUUAUCGCUGCUCAGAUCAAAAGACCGCCACCUCGGCAGAGUUUUCGUUCAGUAUGAACUUCAGAAGGAUUUCAAGUCGUCCAGCGCCAAGACAGAUGCUUAG